Lycium barbarum (goji berry) is the source of this 1026-nucleotide messenger RNA. RefSeq lists its product as uncharacterized. Lineage: Eukaryota; Viridiplantae; Streptophyta; Magnoliopsida; Solanales; Solanaceae. The record is from RefSeq and is a predicted model, not a curated record. The transcript has a single exon. The coding region runs from base 1 to 1026 and encodes 341 amino acids.
AUGUUUGAUCCUUCUCUUUUCAUUUACAAACAUAAUUCAGACAUUGCUAUUCUUCUUCUCUAUGUUGAUGAUAUUCUCCUCACUGCCUCUUCUAAUUCUUUACUCGAGUCUCUAAUUCAGACUCUUAAAUCUGAAUUUUCAAUGAAUGACUUAGGAACUGUUAAUUAUUUUCUUGGUGUUUCUAUAGUUGCUCGCAAUGGGGGUUAUUUUCUUUGUCAGUCCAAGUAUGUAAAAGACCUUCUCACUCGUGCAAAUUUGUUGUCUUCCAAACCAGUUUCUACUCCUCUUUCUCCUAAGUCCCUACUUCAUUUGGAAGAUUCUCCUCCCUUUUAUGAUCCGACUCUUUAUAGAAGCCUUGUUGGUGGUCUCCAGUACUUAACCUUCACCCGUCCGGACAUUGCCUUUGCUGUUAAUCAAGUGUCUCAAUUUAUGCAUUCACCCUUAGACAUUCAUUAUACUGUCGUCAAAAGAAUUUUGCGAUAUUUGCAAGGUUCUCUGGAUCAUGGCUUAUUUAUUCCUGGUGGUUCUAUUGACAAUUUACAAUGUUACAGUGAUGCGGAUUGGGCUGGUUGCCCUGCCACUCGUCGAUCUACUUCAGCCUACUGUAUUUUUCUUGGCCCAAAUCUUAUUUCUUGGUCUUCUAAGAAACAAAAUGUUGUUUCUCGAUCAAGUACCGAAGCUGAAUAUAGAGCAGUUGCUCAUGCGACUGCUGAAAUAACAUGGUUACACUCCCUUCUACAGGAACUUCAUGUUUCUCCUUCUUCACCUUCUACAAUAUUUUGUGACAAUAUUAGCAGUAUUUAUCUGGCACAAAAUCCUAUUCAGCACGCUCGUACCAAGCAUGUUGAGAUCGAUAUUCAUUUUGUUCGGGAAAAAGUUGCCACAAGCGUUCUCCGAGUUCAAUAUGUCCCUAGUCAAGAUCAACUUGCUGAUUUAUUGACCAAGGCACUUCCUUCACCACGACUGUUGUUCUUGCGCAACAAGCUCUGCAUUCUUCCAGAUCGUGCAUCGCUUGAGGGGGAGUGA